This is a messenger RNA of Dipodomys ordii (Ord's kangaroo rat), 1580 nucleotides long. It is a transcript of the gene Lrrc3, whose product is annotated as leucine rich repeat containing 3. The annotation marks the transcript as partial. NCBI's taxonomy places the organism in Eukaryota, Metazoa, Chordata, Mammalia, Rodentia, Heteromyidae. Gene Ontology annotation, molecular function: protein binding. The transcript has a single exon. Gene Ontology annotation, cellular component: plasma membrane. The record is from RefSeq and is a predicted model, not a curated record.
GUGCACUGCAGCGCGCGCGGCCUGCGCGAGAUCCCGGGCGGCAUCCCGGCCGACGCCGUGCUCCUGAAGCUGGACGGCAACGAGAUCUCCCGCGUCCCCAACGGGGCCUUCCAGCACCUGCCGCAGCUGCGGGAGCUGGACCUGUCCCGCAACGCCAUCGAGGCCGUGGGCCCGUCGGCCUUCUCGGGCCUGGCCGGGGGCCUGCGGCUGCUGGACCUGUCCCACAACCGCAUCCGCAGGAUCCCCAAGGCCGCGCUGGGCACGCUGAGCGCGCAGGUGCGCCUGGCGCACAACCCGCUGCACUGCGAGUGCGCGCUGCAAGAGGCGCUGUGGGAGCUGAAGCUGGACCCCGACUCGGUCGACCACAUCGCCUGCCACUCCGCCGCGCAGGAGGCCUUCGUGGGGAAGCCGCUCAUCCAGGUGCUGGACUCGGGCGUCAGCUUCUGCAGCGCCCACCGCAAGACCACCGACGUGGCCAUGCUGGUCACCAUGUUCGGCUGGUUUGCCAUGGUCGUCACCUACGUCGUCUACUACGUGAGGCACAACCAGGAGGACGCCAGGAGACACCUGGAGUACCUGAAGUCGCUGCCCAGCGCCCCCGCCGCCAAGGACGCCCAGGGCCCCGCGCCCUAGCGCCCGCACGCCGUCCCUCCCCACGCAGGCUUUGGAAGCGGUGGAGACCAUGCCGUGUCCUCCAGGGAGGGAGGCUGGGCACUGGCCUUUUCCGUGUGAAAAGCGCUUCCUUGGGAGGCACGGGCGAGCACCCCUGCCCUGGGAUGGGGGGGCGUGUGCAAGGAAACAGGCUUAGAGAAAGGGGUACUACGGUUGGGGGACGCGGUGAUGUGAGAAUGGACACAGAGGAGGAGGGCCCCCAGGCCUGGAGGGGUGCUGACUCAUGGUGACACCACAGGCAGGUUGGCCCUUGGGUGGCCGGCCAGUGUUUGCCUGGUGCACACACAUCAGAACACGAAAGGCGGUGGCCGUUUGUCCAGUGCAAAGCUCUGAAGACCAGUUUUCUAGAGAAGUCAGUGGAAUUUGGAGCUUUUACUAACCUUUGUCUUCAGAAUGUUUGAGCAAGCAUUGUGCCAAAAUUUUAGUCCAUUGAUCCCCGGGGUGGAGAAAGGUCCAACCCGCGUCUACAGAGUGCAGGUGGCUGCCACAAAAACCCAGCAAAACAGCCCUUCCUGCUUCCAGUACCCAGCCGGAGGCCGCUGCGGACCGCUCACUCCCGUGCCUUGCUUUUGUACCACCCAUGUCCGAAACCUCUCUACAAAGGACAGAAGGACUGCUGUUGGAUGUUUCCAGGCUGUUCAAUGGAUGCUUCUCUUCUCCAGCAACAACUUUUUCUCUUCACUUCUGCUGCCAGGAACUUCAGAGCUCAUUUGUUGCUCAGUUUUCUUACCCAACUUACUUCCUAUUCAGGGUAGCUGUGACUUCCACGUCUAUGACUCUUCAUUUCUAAUUUUACUUUCUACUGUGUUUUUGUAUGUUACACUUUAAGCUACUUCAGAUAUCUGUGUGUGUGGGGAACAAAUAAGUAUAAAUUGGUUAUGAGCUUCAAGUAUAGAUGCCUAAUCAAG